This is a messenger RNA of Nicrophorus vespilloides, 734 nucleotides long. RefSeq names its product protein FAM136A-like. Lineage: Eukaryota; Metazoa; Arthropoda; Insecta; Coleoptera; Silphidae. The record is from RefSeq and is a predicted model, not a curated record. Gene Ontology annotation, cellular component: cytoplasm. The transcript has 3 exons. Bases 92 to 526 code for a protein of 144 amino acids.
GAAGUAAUAAUUUCCCCAAUAUAUAAAUAAGCAUAACCUCUAAUAACUUAAUUAAUUGAAUAUUAAAGUACUUAAUAUUUAAGUAAUAAAAAUGGUUGAGCAACAAAGACAAAGGGUUGAGCAGGAAAUGACCAAAUUGGUUGAUGAAUUGGAUAAACAAUAUUUAAGGCAAAUGCAGGCUGAUAUGCACAGAUGUGCGGCGAAGUGUUGUGACGAUAAAUCUGUAUCUUUGGAAAGAGUUCAACAAUGUGUAGAACACUGCUCAGGUCCACUGAAUAAGUCUCAAGGAUAUGUACAAUCAGAAUUGGAAGGAUUGCAGAACAGACUUCAAAGAUGCGUUAUGGAAUGCAAUGAUGAUAUUAAACUUAAAAUGGGACCAAAUCCCUCAGAAUCAGAAGUGAAUCGUUACAGUCUAAUGUUUGAGAACUGUGCAGUGAAAUGUGUAGACAAACAUGUUGAACUUAUACCAUCUGUAAUGAAGGCAAUGAAAACUGUGCUUGCCAAACACAAGAAGGAAUCUGUUUAAGAUCUGUGCUAGUGCUGUACAUAAGUAGAAUAUCAAAUAGGUAGAAUCAAGUGUGUCAAUUGAACAAAUGUGAUUUAAAAUCCUUGGAGUUUUCUCCUGGUUUUAUCGAAGAUUUGUUGACUAUUCCAAAAGUAAGCAUUUUAACUACUGCUUAAGAGUCUUAUAUAACAUUUAUAUUUUAAUUAAAUAUACAAGUUUGAAAAGAAAA